UAUAAGUGGGGCUAGCCCUGAGGGAAGACACACAGCAACUUCUCCACUGCCAAGCAGAUUCUCUCCUUGACCAGCCAAGAACACUACAAGCACAACCAUGUCUAUCACUGACAUCCUCUCCGCAAAGGACAUUGAUGCUGCUCUGACCUGUGUACAGGAAUCAUUUACAUACAAGACCUUCUUCCAAAAGGUCGGUUUGGCUGGAAAAACCCCUGACCAGGUCAAGAAAGUCUUCGAGAUCCUUGACAGGGACAGGAGUGGAUACAUUGAGGAAGAUGAGCUCCAGCUUUUCCUCCAGAACUUCAAGUCUGGUGCCAGAGCUCUGAGUGAUGCUGAGACCAAGGCAUUCUUGGCAGCUGGUGACUCCGAUGGUGAUGGCAAAAUUGGAGUAGAUGAGUUCCAGGCUCUGGUAAAGGCAUAAACAGCCUAAGACCAAAGACAAGGAUUGAACCCUCAUUUCUCACCCAACCGACACCUCAUCCACAGCUGGCCCUUAUUUGUGCAUUUUUAUACUGUCUCAUGGCAUUGGUAAAAUGUGUUAACGCUUUUUUGGGACUAUCGAAAGAUCUUACAAUGUACAGAUUUUCUGUUCAUUCGGUGUUAUGUCAUAAGUAUUUAUGGAUGGAACUUAAAAGAUUUUGACCAAUCACAAUGUUGAAGUUGUGGCUGGAAGAUGGAAAAAACAAAAAUAAAAAUAUCUUUAAAUAAAAAAAAA
This is a messenger RNA of Spea bombifrons (plains spadefoot toad), 715 nucleotides long. Its product is annotated as parvalbumin beta-like. The transcript has 5 exons. Gene Ontology annotation, molecular function: calcium ion binding. The record is from RefSeq and is a predicted model, not a curated record. Bases 98 to 421 code for a protein of 107 amino acids. Gene Ontology annotation, cellular component: cytoplasm; nucleus. NCBI's taxonomy places the organism in Eukaryota, Metazoa, Chordata, Amphibia, Anura, Pelobatidae.